UGGAGUUUCUCCUUCUCAACAGUUUCUCGAAAAUUACGAAUCAUUCAUUAUAUGUGAAAGUGAAAACGCCCGACACGGCAGAGAUGUGGACGUUUGAUAUGGACAAGGGGCCAAGGAGGCUGAUGAAAAAGGGAUUAACUCUCAUCCUGGUUGGCCAUAUCAGCUUCAUUCUUGGAGCUAUUGUCCAUGGCAGUGUCCUCCGCCACAUUUCCAAACCCAGCCAGCAUACCACCACUGAAUACACCAUGGCCAACAUCAUCUCGGUCACAUCGGGCCUGCUGAGCAUUGCCACUGGGAUUAUUGCCAUUGUGGUGUCAAGGAACCUUCCCGUGUCAAAACUUCAAAUAGGACUUUUAAUUGCAUCAUUCCUGAAUGCCUUGCUCUCAGCAGCAUGUUUCGUCGGGCUCGUCUUGGCCAUAAGUAUCACUGUUGCCCACAACGGUGAGGGUUUGAUGCUGGGAUGCAAUUUCACAGACGUGCCCCUCAACGCUCGGUCACCUGUCAGUGCCAGAUGCCCGUUUGACACCACACGGAUCUAUGACACCACCCUGGCUCUGUGGAUCCCGUGUGCUCUCAUGUCAGCAGUUGAGGCCGGAGUGUCGGUCUGGUGCUUCAUCGUUGGACUGGCUCUCAGAGGGCUGCCACCCUGUGGGAACAGCUACAUCAAAGAGCAGUUGGAGGUAGAAGCUGCGUGCGCUCCCCAAAGCCAACGCUUGAUUGCACAACGCUUGAACCUUGACGCCUAACGGAACACAAAGCAGGAAGGACACCGCUCUGUUUGGGAGGCACAGCUAAAUCCCAGAAGGCAUUGCUGCACCUGUAUUGAGACCAGUGGAUGUUGCCCUUCAGUCGGUUAGGUGAGUGUCACUGUGGAACAGGUGUGACAUCCUUUUUAAGAACCUGGUUCUCGCUUCACAGUAUCAUACAGCCGCACACUCCUGAUACCAAAUGAUUUAUUUGUUUUUAUUUAAAAACUAAAUAUUUUGUCUCGUGUGUGUCAAUCAUUUGCAGAAUAAAGUGGGUUGAUAUCAGUGCAUCUGUCCCUGAUAAAACCUGUGGUAAAUUAAUUGACAGUGAAAGAUAAAGAAAUAGGAAAACUCACACGAUGUAUGUUUCAGUGUCGUUCAGGUCGGUGAACAUAUACAGUGUGUGUGUAAGAUAAUAUGAAGUUUAAAUGUAAUCUUAUUAGCAUCAAUCCAGGACUGUUUAGGUUAAUUUGUGCCAUGUCAUUUAUUUCACCAUGAAGAAACCUCUGUUGAUUAAGAAAAUAUAUUUUAUUAUCUAGCACCAUUUUUAAAAACUCCGCUAUUUUUAAGCCAAAUGAAGGUAUAUUUUAGCUUUAAUGAACUUUGAUAUUUUAUUAUUAUAAAUGUUUUUAAUAUACAGUUUAUCUAGAUUUUAAUACAUGCUGUUACAUCUCAGAUGCAUUCAGUAAACCAUUGUGCCUGUUGGCCAUAAUAUGACAAAGUAUAUUUAAUUAUAUGUAUGCAGAUACAGGAUUUGGCUUCAAAUUCAAUUGGGCACGCUGAAUUGCACUUCUUGAAAGUAUUUUGUAUGAUUAUAUGUGUUGCUGUGUCUUUAUGUUGCAGAUAAAUCCUUAACUAGAUGAACAAAGUGCCUUUUGAAUUUCAUAGAUAUAUGCUGAAUAGGAAACACAACCUAUUAAAAAUAUAUGUGAAAAUGUAGUAUGAACUCCUAUAUACUGUAUUCUACUAUACUGUGGUUAAAUGUCAAGUAAUGUCUAUAAAGAGGUUAAGCCAGUAUGUGGGCCAGCCCCCUCAGAUGGCACAGACCCCCCACAAGGCAACGACGGAGAAGAUCCGAUCAGUGAUGAAACGGUUAAUCCAAUGCCAUGCUCAAUUGUGUGGAAAGGAAUCAUAGCAUGCAGUACUAAUCCUCAGGCUGUAAGGGAUAAAUAUUGACAUAGUGCUGACUGACACAAUCUCAACAAAUCUGUUCUGCCAUGUAAGAGGACACUCAUUAAAUGUCUGUUUGAAAUUACAAGAUGAAUAUGAGGUAAGAUUACUGUUGUGUAAGCUGGUUCUCGGGGACAUCUUUUCCUAUGAAGUAAUGGAUCUAUCAUAUAUGAAGUUGAUAUAGAAUCCAGUUUACUUAUAUAUAAUGCCAAUCAACAUUAAUAUAUUUUAUAUCAAUAAUUGAUGAUCUAGCAAAUUGCUUAUUUGUGGAAGGGUAUUUGUAUGACUCUGAUUUUCAUUAAUUAAAUGUUAAAAUUUUAUUUUCUUGAAAUUGAUUGUCUUAAAAAACCUAAAUUUUCUACAAAUGAAAAACACACAUUGAUUUGAAUGGAUGGCAGACUUAAAGUUCACUUAAGAGGCUAAAUGGAGAAUACAAAACUCAUGGUGAUAGCAUUGUUGUUUCCUAAUGAGAAUUAUAAGCUCUUGAAAUAACUGGAGCAGGAAAGCCCAGUGGGACAAAACCAGUGUCUUCACUAAUCUUUCCCUCCGCUGCAGCCGAGAUGUCAACGCUCUUAACAUGUAUUAGUUAUAUUGCCUCAUUUUAAAGACAAUUACAAAUGUGGAUGUAUGGUAUGUUUCAUUUGUUGCUUCAUGGUUGUAUAGCAGUAUAUACAUUUUCUGUAAAAAUGUUAAUAAAUAUGUUUUAAUAGUG
Pseudoliparis swirei is the source of this 2628-nucleotide messenger RNA. RefSeq names its product keratinocyte-associated protein 3. The transcript is spliced from 6 exons. Lineage: Eukaryota; Metazoa; Chordata; Actinopteri; Perciformes; Liparidae. The record is from RefSeq and is a predicted model, not a curated record. Bases 84 to 746 code for a protein of 220 amino acids.